AUGGCGGCCGCGGGGAUAGUAGCUGUUGCUGCCGCUGCCGAAAACUCAGGACUAGUAGCUUCGAGUGGCAAUUUCUGCGGGGUCAACUGCGGCCCAAGUCCCGGAACAGGCUCGGGCCCGGCCUCGUGGAGCCGUUCCCUCGACCGGGCCUUAGAAGAAGCUGCAAUAACGGGGUCGCUGAGCCUGAGCGGCCGGAAACUGAGGGAGUUUCCCCGGGGAGCGGCCAACCACGACCUGACGGACACCACCCGGGCCGAUCUAUCACGGAAUCGCCUAUCAGAAAUUCCUACAGAAGCAUGCCACUUUGUUUCACUUGAAAGUCUCAACUUGUAUCAAAAUUGUAUUCGAUAUAUCCCAGAAGCAAUUCUGAAUCUACAAGCAUUAACAUUUCUAAAUAUCAGUCGGAACCAACUUUCAACAUUGCCAGUACAUAUGUGUAAUCUCCCACUGAAAGUCUUAAUUGCCAGUAAUAAUAAAUUGGUCUCUCUUCCUGAAGAAAUUGGACAUCUCAGACACUUGACAGAGCUUGAUGUGAGUUGUAAUGAAAUUCAGACACUACCUCCCCAAGUUGGCAAUUUGGAAUCUUUGCGAGAUCUUAACAUCAGGAGAAAUCACUUAGUGCGUUUACCCGAAGAGCUUGCCGACUUGCCUUUAAUACGGUUAGACUUCUCCUGUAAUAAAAUUACUUCAAUACCUGUUUGUUAUCGAAACCUCAGGCACUUACAGAUGAUCACCCUAGAUAACAACCCCCUACAGUCUCCUCCUGCACAGAUAUGUAUAAAAGGCAAAAUCCACAUAUUUAAAUACCUGAACAUACAAGCAUGCAAGAUUGCUCCAGACCUGCCAGAAUAUGAUAGGAGGCCCAUGGGGUUUGGCUCCUGCCAUGAAGAAUUGUACUUAAGUCGUCCAUAUGGGGCCCUUGAUUCUGGUUUUAAUAGUGUGGACAGUGGUGAUAAGAGGUGGUCAGGGAAUGAACCUACAGAUGAAUUUUCAGAUUUACCUUUACGUGUAGCAGAGAUUACUAAAGAACAGAGACUGAGAAGAGAAAGCCAGUAUCAAGAAAACCGAGGCAGCAUAGUGGUAACAAAUGGUGGAGUGGAACAUGAACUGGAUCAGAUUGACUAUAUUGACAGCUGUGCUACAGAAGAAGAGGAAGAAGAGCUGAGGCAACCCAAGUGCCUGGAUUCAGAAAGCCUCAGCUCACAAUUCACAUCAUAUAUUGAACAACGUCGGAUUUCUCAUGAGAGUUCACCAGUAAAGCCAGUACCCAUUAGAGAUUUUCAAAGAACAGAAGACACAAGAAGAUACUCUCAUCAAAACAGGAUUCCAGUUGAAGCAUCUUAUCUUCUAUCAUUAUCACAGAGUCACAAUCAACUUUCACAGACAGACAUGGAAUUUCACCGAAGACGAGACCAGUUAGAGCGUACACGGAAAGAAGCACAACUUGCUGCUCUGCAGUAUGAAGAGGAGAAAAUAAGGACUAAACAAAUACAAAGAGAUGCUGUUCUGGACUUUGUCAAGCAAAAAGCAUCGCAGAGUCCACAGAAACAAAACCUUCCCGAUAGUGAGUGUCCCUUUCCAUCCAGAAGGUCUCAGCACACUGAUGAUAGUGCCUUGUUAGUGUCGAUGUCAGGGUUGACUCAAGUGGGCUGUGCUACUACCCUGCCUCAUUCUUCUGCCUUCAGACCUCUCAAGAAUGAUGACAGACCUGCCAUCUCACCAGGUUCACCUACAACCCAAACAGUACAACUUUCCCCUCCAUAUUCUACUGCUGCUUCUAACUUUAGAAACCAGCCCCAGCGACCAGAGAGUUUCCUUUUCCGAGCAGCUGUUAGAGAUGAAACAAGUAAAGGUCGUUCCUCACCCCUUCUUUCUUCUGCUGCUUCAACCACUGAAUCUGCAGAUCCCAGAUCAAGACAAAAUUCCAAACAGCGCGAGGAAGAGUUGGAGUUAAUUGAUCAGCUACGGAAGAAUAUUGAGUUCCGGUUGAAAGUUUCUCUGCCUUGUGAUCUUGGAGCAGCUCUUACUGAUGGUGUUGUUCUUUGUCAUUUGGCCAACCAUGUACGUCCUCGAUCUGUUCCCAGUAUUCAUGUUCCCUCACCUGCUGUGCCUAAAUUGACAAUGGCUAAGUGCAGGAGAAACGUGGAAAAUUUCUUAGAGGCUUGCAGAAAAAUUGGUGUACCUCAGGAGCGAUUAUGUUUGCCUCUUCAUAUUUUAGAAGAAAAAGGUUUGACCCAGGUAGCAGUGACCGUCCAGGCCCUCCUUGAACUUGCCCCACCCAAGCAACAGCAGCACCAGUUGUCUGCUGUAUAAAGACUACCAGGACCUUGAGGCUUUGUCUUGACCAAGCAGAAGAGAGAGAUGAUG
Messenger RNA from Gracilinanus agilis (Agile Gracile Mouse Opossum), 2367 nucleotides. RefSeq names its product leucine rich repeats and calponin homology domain containing 3 (gene LRCH3). The record is from RefSeq and is a predicted model, not a curated record. The coding region runs from base 1 to 2313 and encodes 770 amino acids. The transcript is spliced from 21 exons. Lineage: Eukaryota; Metazoa; Chordata; Mammalia; Didelphimorphia; Didelphidae. Gene Ontology annotation, molecular function: protein binding.